Syngnathoides biaculeatus (alligator pipefish) is the source of this 1505-nucleotide messenger RNA. RefSeq names its product myoD family inhibitor domain-containing protein 2-like. The record is from RefSeq and is a predicted model, not a curated record. Lineage: Eukaryota; Metazoa; Chordata; Actinopteri; Syngnathiformes; Syngnathidae. The transcript has 4 exons. The coding region runs from base 96 to 539 and encodes 147 amino acids.
CUCAAGCACGCAGAGGUCCUGAUCCACCCUCAGCUGGGCAAAUUAGCCACAAAAGCAGAAGUUCCUCAAGUCGGAUUUUCUUUGGUCUACGAAAGAUGGCGACUUCUCCUUCAAUGGGUUUUGUGGCGCCGGGGAGCAAAGCUGGUAUUGCCUGCGAUGGGACCUCCUCGGGGGAGGAAGCGCACAGAGGGCGGGAUGGAUCCAGAAUCUCGGAAGCCUGUUCGGAGAGUUCCGAGAGCAGCAGCAGUGAUGACACACGGCGGCCUUUCAGUGGGGAGGACUGCGCAGGACUUGUGCUAGCUUGUCUGCAUUGCCGCUUCCACGAGUUCACGCGGCUGCUGCUGGACGCGUUCGCCAGGGCUGUCGGCCACGACUUCCCUUCAGUAGACCGCGUCACUGAGUCCGGUGAGAGGGACCGGCAGGAAUGGGAGCACUGGCCCUUCGACCUGGGACUGGACUGGGACUUCUGCAGCUCCUGCCAGGACUCAGCGGAACUUCUGGAGCUGGCCAUGGAGAUAUCAGAAAUGUGCUAUCGUUGAAAUUAGCUCCAUAUAUAUACUUUGCAAGCUUUAAUACCUGUCUACAUUUAUUAUGAAUUAAAAAAUAAACCUUAAUCUUGACCAGUAUUCAUCCGACUGACAAAGUUUCCCACAUGAUUAAAAUGUGGACGAUAAUUAACCCUAACCCUACCAACAAAACCCAGCGGGAUUCGGGAUAGAUCGUAAUUUUUUCACACGCUUUCAAGCCUGCGGCUCAUGUGGCUAAUUUGUGCAUUUUUCCUCACAGCCGCAAGGGGGCACUCAGGUGGAAAAGGUAAGAGUGAGAACGGUGGAAUAAAUGUGCCGUGGAAGUGACGUUUACCGGUAUGUUUUCUUUUUUUAAACCGGCCAUGUUAGCGCUGCGCUAGCGUGUUGCUGGUGCGUUACUGCCAUGUCUCAGUGAUUUUUACCGGUAUGUUUUUUUUUUUUUAAACCGGCCCUGUUAGCGCUGUGCUUGCAUUAGCGCUGCGCUAGCGGGUUGCUGCUGUGUUACUGCCGUGUCUCAGUGAUUUUUACCGGAAGGUUUUUUUUUUAAACCGGCCCUGUUAGCGCCACACUAGUGUUAGAGUGGCGCUAGCAUGUUGCUGCUGUGUUCUUGACACGUCUCAAUGAUUUAGGUACGUUUUUUUUUUUUUUGGCUGUUAGUGCUGUCCUGCCAAGUUGCUACUAUGUAGUUGUCGUGGCUGUUUUUUUUUUUUUAAACUAGCCCUGUUCGUACUACUUUGUUGUUUCUGUGUUAAGCUAAGCUAAGAUAAGGUAUUAAAACUUUGAAAAGUCUUUUUGUGUACCGUCUUUGUAAAUAUCUUCAAUGUGGGAACUGUAUGUAUGUAUAAAAUGGUAUUUCCUUUACAAAUGUACUGGGUGAGGUUUAUAAUCUGGGGCGCUCUGUAGGCCGGAAAUUACGCAUUACGUACACACUCUUAAGGCUGUGCAAUUGGACAAUUUGUUGAAAGAUGUGUGUGGAAA